Molecule: messenger RNA, 1071 nt
Organism: Kwoniella mangroviensis CBS 8507
Lineage: Eukaryota; Fungi; Basidiomycota; Tremellomycetes; Tremellales; Cryptococcaceae
Exons: 7
Coding region: 1-1071 (356 amino acids)
Biological process (GO): transmembrane transport
Cellular component (GO): membrane
Molecular function (GO): transmembrane transporter activity
Source: RefSeq, a predicted model, not a curated record
AUGUUACCUCGCUCACAUCAAUGUUCUGGGGGAAAUCGACUACUCGAUCAAGGUCUGAUGGUGGCAUCUACGCUAUGUGUUAUCGCUAUUGUGAUCACUUUGCCAGUGAAGGCAAGCUCAAAAGCACCUGCAUCUUUCGUAUUUGGCGGUCUCGAAAAUCUGACCGGGUGGAAUUCGAUGGUAAUCGCUUGGCUAUUAGGUUUGUUACAGUCGGCAUUUGCGUAUCUCGGACUCGACGUGAUCUAUCAUAUCUCAGAAGAAAUGCCCAAUCCAAGAAGAGAUGGUCCAAGAGCUGUGACUUGGACAAUCGUCGUGAGCGGAUUAUCAGGAAUGGCAGUGCUGUUAGCAAUGCUGUUCUGCAUCACCGAUGUAGAUCAUGUCAUGUCGACCCCCUACGUUCUUCCCUUCGCUCAGAUAUGCCUGGAUACCACAAAGUCGAGAGCAGCUGCUACAAUCUUCCUUCUCAUACCGUCAAUCCUUUUCAUGAACUCGGUCAGAGGUAUCACCUUGACUGGAUCUCGUGUGUUGAUGGCUUUGGGUCGAGACAAGGUGUUACCCCACCUUGAGCUGUGGUCCAUCACCUUCCGAGGCGAGCCUGUCUAUGGUCUUGGUAUGUGUGUCCUUGUGCCGUUGAUUUGCGGACUCAUCCAGCUUGGAUCUACAUCUACAUUCAACUCGCUUACUGGAGCGGCGACCAUUGUUUUCGAGAUAUCAUAUGCGGUACCAGCAGCAUUGAUGCUAUUGGGCGGUCGCCGCAAACUCAACUUAGCUGCUCCAGGUCGAACCUCUAACCUUGGAAGAUGGGGUGUCCCUUGUAAUCUGCUCGCGGUCUUCUUUGUGCUGCAAUCUUGUGUGAUUUAUUGUUUUCCAGCGACCAUGCCAGUGACAGCAGCAAGUAUGAGCUAUGUGGUGGUUUUCGUUGGAGGAUUUGCUGCCAUAUUGGCCCUCCUAUGGUCAACUUGGGCAAAUAAACGGUAUCAGGCGCCUACCGAAUCCCUGAUUGUCUCUCUAACCGAUGGUGCGGAUGGUCAUCAUGAUGGCGUGGUUGUGAAUGAUCAGACCGAGAUUUGA